Acanthaster planci (crown-of-thorns starfish) is the source of this 2642-nucleotide messenger RNA. RefSeq lists its product as uncharacterized. The record is from RefSeq and is a predicted model, not a curated record. NCBI's taxonomy places the organism in Eukaryota, Metazoa, Echinodermata, Asteroidea, Valvatida, Acanthasteridae.
GUCUAUUAUACUUUGAACUGUCGAUCCGAGCAACACAACCAGCAGUGAGGUACUGGGCGACAGUCACUCGAUUCAACACUGCAACGUCAGUUCGACCUCAGAUCAAACAUUUCCAGCUUAAGUUUCCUCUAUAGGCCUAAACUCCGAUCAGCCAUGGUGUUCAAAUAUCUUUGGUUGCUGUGGGCCUUGUGUAUCAUGGGCGAGGAACUCGGCCCGCAAAGCUGCGAAAACGGGUGUCGUCUAGCUACCACAUCAUGGACACGAAUCAACGGGGGCUUGAAGCACGUUUCUGUUGGUAAUUCAGGGGUGUGGGGUGUCAACCACAAAAACCAGAUAUACUACAAAGGCAACUCGUACGGGGAAGAAGAGAGCGCAACCUGCGAGGUCUGGGUAGGGGUCUCUGGCGCUCUGAAACAGCUCGAUGUUGGUAAAAACGUAGUCUGGGGAGUUAACGUUCAUGAUUAUAUCUAUUAUCGGCGGGGCAUAUCUGCCACUAAGCCGAAGGGUACAGAUUGGGCUCGGAUUCCUGGUGCUUUGAAACAUGUUAGUGUCAGCCAAAGGGGGCACGUUUGGGGCGUCAACAAGCAGGACUACAUCUACCAUCGCAUUGGGGCCAGCAAUUGCAAUCCGGCCGGGGACAGUUGGCUGAAACUGAAUGGGCGGCUGAAACAGAUCUCGGUGGGCAGCGGGGGUGUGUGGGGAGUCAAUUCGGCCGACAGCAUCUACUACCGGGUGGGUACCUACGGUGACCCCCCGUCAGAUCCCAAUGGUAGCGGCUGGAAGCAUAUUGCCGGCAAGUUGAAAUACAUCAGUUCGGCCGAUACGAUUUAUGGGGUGAACUCAAACAAUAACAUUUACUACCGAGUGGGCGUGUCGGAAGGGACACCCUGGGGUACAAGCUGGAAAAAGAUUUCAGGGGGACUGAAACAAAUCGAGUCUCUUUCGUGCGUGGUGUGGGGUGUUAACCGCAGUGACAAUAUUUACAAGAAGAAAACCGAUGGUUAGAAAGGAACAAGACUAGGUGAACGAAAUAACCGCAAUAAGAUUCGAUUACAUUCUAAUUCAGUAAAUACAAAAGAUGGUGAUGGGGAUUUUAUUGAUAAACUUUGUCAAUCUCUAAUUGGUGGUUGGUAUACGUAGACUCUGAACAAAUGAUUAUUUUACGAGAGAGAAAACUGCCUUAGUUCUCAGAUGAGAAGAGUAUGAUGUUUUAACAUCGUAGUAACGAUGUCUAGUGCACAAAGCCCAUUAUUUUCUUCAAGCUGAAAGGUUCUUGCUAUGGCUUCCUCGUAAAAUAUGUCAAAAUGGUCAGUUUUUAUCAGUGGCGUAAAUUUGUGCCGAAAAUGGGGGGUCGAGUGAUCGGGAAUUGUGGGGGAAGACUUGCCCAGCCAUGUAAAUUUGAAAGGGGGGGUGUGUGUUGCCGACGGUAGACAUCAUUUUAUGAGGAAAUAUUCAUGACACAGAUGUACAUCUGUCAUUAUGUAUUACAUUCAUACAGAAUCUUACAUAAUAAUGGAACAUUGUUUACUUUUUAUUGCUUUUCCGUAUGAGUGGUAUUUUGGUCGUUGGGAAGUCCAAAAAAGACAUAACGUAUCCCCUGAAUGUUUUGCUCUCACGACAAAGAGUGGAGGAAGAUUCAGACUCGUCCCCCACCCUUAAAUAGUGAGGGAUAUAUAUCCCCAUCCCUCCAGGAUUUACGCCCACGAUUUUUAUUUAAACAAAUACGUCUAAUUAAAGUGAAACCUAACAAUUGGAUCGAAGAAAUUAUGUUAAAACAACUGGUUUUAGGAGUGGGGGCCCAUACGGGCACGGAAAAGACGAGAACAGCUUUUUCAUAAACUCCAUGUAUAAUAAAGGGGUCGAUUUUCUAGCAGGAAAUCUCCUGUUAAAAUGGAAACAAAACUUUGAUAGAAGAACUCCCCUUAAAAAACCUUCUUUUAGAAAAAGCAGUGUGUAGUACACCAUUCAUGGUAUUGCUCGAAGGUGUCUUCACUUUUGGCCAAUUUUAUGUUCAGAUCUUAGCGAGUUUGCUUUAUGUUGAUGGAAUUCAAACUUGUGUUCCGUAAAAGCGAUUGGAGUUGUUUUUUGUUGGCACUUUUUGGAAGCAGUUAUAGGUCUACUUAUCACCUGUAGGUAUAAUACUGCAAUGAGGCAAGUUCAUAACUUCUAUUUCUCGUUUCAACCGUCUUUCAAACACGGUUACAUUUCUCGUUUAAUUAAAUUAACUUUGACUUGAUUCUGUUGAAGUGUUAGAAAAAUAUUAUAACAUGUAAGUCACGAAACGUAUGGCCGGCAUGGCAUUAUAAUCAUGUUGCGCAUUUUUAGAUGAAAUUAACAUGCAGUUUCUCAAUCUGUGUGUCAAUUACUGGUUAUUUAAUUAAUUUCAGAAUAUGUGUAAUGCCACACCUGUGUACCAACUUAUCUCCAUUUUAACUGUUCCAUCGGCUACUCGCAGCAGUAUUCUUUCUCAUGGACGGUUAAAGAUUCUGAAGAUUUCCAAUAUUGUUAAUCACGCAACAUUUUACCGUUUCACCCAGUACUGCAUGUUUCCUUCAUUAUGGGGAGCUCACGGAUCUUGAUCUUUUAUUUAUUCCGACUUGAACCAUGUAAUUUCACUGGAAAUAAAACAGAGCAGCAUGAAA